UUGGUUGGACAAUUAUGUCAUGGAGCUGACAUUCAGCUUAAAGAUAAGUAUAAUAACACAGCUUUCCAUCGUGCUUGCCAAGUUGCUUGCAAUCCUAUAAUUAAGUUUUUAUUAUCUAAAGGUGCAAAUCCUCAUGAACCAAAUGAUGAACACCUUCCAAUUCAAACAGCAUGCACCAAUGGUGAUGUUGAAACUCUUUAUGAUUUAUUUAGAUAUAACGUCGAUAUUAAUGCAGUGUUCAAAGGAAAUUCAGUCUGUGUUGAGUAA
This is a messenger RNA of Trichomonas vaginalis G3, 267 nucleotides long. RefSeq names its product spectrin binding. The transcript has a single exon. NCBI's taxonomy places the organism in Eukaryota, Parabasalia, Trichomonadida, Trichomonadidae. The record is from RefSeq and is a predicted model, not a curated record. Gene Ontology annotation, molecular function: protein binding.